Molecule: messenger RNA, 2321 nt
Organism: Sphaeramia orbicularis (orbiculate cardinalfish)
Lineage: Eukaryota; Metazoa; Chordata; Actinopteri; Kurtiformes; Apogonidae
Gene: sim2
Product: SIM bHLH transcription factor 2
Exons: 11
Coding region: 1-2211 (736 amino acids)
Biological process (GO): regulation of transcription by RNA polymerase II
Molecular function (GO): DNA-binding transcription factor activity, RNA polymerase II-specific; RNA polymerase II transcription regulatory region sequence-specific DNA binding; protein dimerization activity
Source: RefSeq, a predicted model, not a curated record
AUGAAGGAAAAAUCCAAGAAUGCGGCGAAGACAAGGAGAGAGAAGGAGAACGGGGAGUUCUACGAGCUGGCCAAACUGCUGCCUCUGCCGGCGGCCAUCACCUCCCAGCUGGACAAGGCCUCCAUCAUCCGGCUGACCAGUAGCUACCUGAAGAUGAGAGCCGUGUUCCCUGACGGUCUGGGUGAUGGAUGGGGUCAGUCAGCGAGGUUCAGUCCUUUGGAUAGCAUGGCUAAAGAACUGGGUUCCCACCUUUUACAAACUCUUGAUGGUUUUGUGUUUGUUGUCGCCUCUGAUGGUAAAAUCAUGUACAUCUCUGAAACAGCAUCUGUCCACCUCGGCCUGUCCCAGGUGGAGCUCACAGGAAACAGUAUAUUUGAGUACAUUCACCCAUCAGACCAUGAUGAGAUGACAGCAGUGCUUGGUCUUCAUCAACCUGCGCAUCAUCACUUCUCUCAAGAGUAUGAAAUAGAGCGCUCCUUCUUCUUGAGGAUGAAAUGUGUUCUUGCUAAACGUAAUGCAGGACUGACAUGCGGAGGAUAUAAGGUUAUUCACUGCAGUGGCUACCUAAAAGUACGUCAGUACAUGAUGGAUAUGGUGCUGUAUGAAUCCUGUUACCAGACUGUAGGUCUGGUAGCAGUCGGUCACUCUUUGCCUCCGAGCGGCAUCACUGAGAUCAAACUUCACAGCAACAUGUUCAUGUUUCGGGCCAGUUUGGACUUCAAACUUAUCUUCUUAGACUCAAGGGUGGCAGAUCUGACAGGUUACGAACCUCAGGACCUGAUAGAGAAAACCCUGUACCAUCAUGUACAUGCCUGCGAUGUUUUCCAUUUACGUUAUGCUCACCAUUUAUUACUGGUGAAGGGGCAGGUCACCACAAAGUAUUACCGUAUGUUGUCAAAGCAUGGAGGUUGGGUGUGGGUUCAGAGCUAUGCCACCAUCGUCCACAACAGCCGCUCUUCCAGACCUCACUGUAUUGUCAGUGUGAACUACGUGCUCACUGACAUUGAGUUCAAAGAGCUGCAGUUAUCCGAAGACCAGAAUCGAGCCUCAAAGCCAGGCCUCAGCCUUUUGUCAUCUCAGGAUCAUCGCAAACAGCUGAAAAACCGUGCAAUAAAAGUGAAGACCAAAGUAAGAGCACCUCCCUAUCCUCAGCAGGCCAGUGGCCUUUUCCAACCUGACUGCUCCAGCUGUUCCCCACACCAGGGGCUGUGGAAGGACAGACCCACUUAUCUGGAGAAUCAGGGCAGGGAGCAGAGCUCCACUUCAAGCCCUGAAGUGAGCCAGGUGGCCUGUAGCCCUGCCUACGGCCUGGCCUUACCCUACCCCUACAGUCACCUGCACUGGGAUGCUCAGGGUCGACUGCCCAGCACAGCAUCAUCUUCUGAACUGGCUCAGCAAAUCAUUGGCUCCCUGCACAGCAGAGGACCUGUUGGAUGGAACAUCAGCUGUCCAAAGAGCCAGGACAGUCUGUCAGCACCCAACAAAUAUACAGGCCCCAUGAUGGAAACUGACAGUCGCUACUCUGAUUGUUCCAGCAACACAAAUCCAUAUUCUACCAGCAGGCUCAAGAAAGAACCCCAUGAACGUUACACAGUUGUCCAAGGCAAGACAUCCGAGGUUCGCCCACACCCCUGUCUUCAUGCCACCAAGGACAUCAAACAUCUAAGGCAGGACAGGUGUCAUAAUGCCAGAGGUGCUCCAGGACCUAGAGGAGACAUGGUGUGCCCAUUGCUUGGUGGCCUGGUGCUGGGGAAAGCUGAGCCUGUGCACAGCAUUGUGGAAUCUGUCCCUGUGCAGAUGGUACUGGAGCAGAGGACCAGGCUGUGUAUGAUGGAGGCCCCCUACAGCCGCCCAGCUGCAGCUUACCCACAACCUGCAGAAGGCCACCAGCAGCACAGAGGAGCUGUGGAGCUGGAGCCCAGGUCUGCUGAUGAAGACAGAAAAAUGUGGAUAGGUAUGGGGGUUGGGGUUGGACCUCCGGCUCAAUCCCCAUACAUGUCUUUGAACUUUCACCAAGUCUUGGGCAAAUGCAGUUCUUUUAAAGCACCUCCUUUGACCACACUGAGCCAUAUAACAGAUGGCUAUGGUUACCAUGGUAAAGAGGCAGCCUCUUUCAGCUGUAACAGCCCCAGCUCCAGUUCAUCCCCCGACAGCCACAGAGAGAUUCCACAUCACACUAACACAUCUGUCAUCAUCACCAGUGAGAGGUGAUCAUGGACAGUCAUGACUUUAACUCCUUCAAAGAUCCAACCAGGUCUCUUUUCAGACAUUGUUCUAGUGUUCCUGCUUUACAGUAUGGCAUGCAACAGGGCAUUACAGUA